AGACCUUUAACUAUUUAGUACUGUGAAAACAAUCACACGAUACCGCAGUUCUAUAGGUCGGGUAAUAGAAAAUAGUGUGUUCCUUUCAGGCUCAGUCCAGUGAUCACGGAUGUUAGCCCGCUUUGUGAUGCUUGCAUGGCUUGCGCUGGAGUAGGCCUUCUAGUUCAAACCAUGGUUUGUCAGACAAUGGAAACAGGGUCGUUGUCAGAGGCUCAAAUCAGCUUGACCAUCUACCUGUUUUUCUAUGUCUGUGAAUUACCAACAUCCCCAGGCAUCGGAGCGAAACCGCUGAUUGGAUAUUCGUACGAUACUGGCGAGGAAGACGUAUGUAUUCCUCCUAGAAGCAUUACGAAUAUGCUUAGACACAGUCGUACUGUUGAGUUUGCAUGUUCAGCUGGACAAGAUUCGAUGCUACUGUUGAGGCUCCUACUGCUGUCUUUGAGGAAUCGAGGAGAACUGAGACAUCGGUGUGAUAAUUCAGCGAUUAUUUGGUCUUGACUAGGAAUGGAUCAGGACAAACAGGGAGGUGAAAGGACAUGCUUCCUUUGAGGUACUAAUGCGGCCUUCGUCUGUGGUGCUUUGGGUAUCGAGACUCUAUGUCUAGCCAGUAAAUCGAUCUUUGGGUCAUUCAGUCGGUCCUGUGAUCGGAGUGUAAGAGUCCUAAUCAUGUUGUUCAUCACAAGAAAGUAGGCUAUGAGCCAAUCUGCUAG
Messenger RNA from Alternaria alternata, 710 nucleotides. RefSeq lists its product as hypothetical. The coding region runs from base 136 to 498 and encodes 120 amino acids. Lineage: Eukaryota; Fungi; Ascomycota; Dothideomycetes; Pleosporales; Pleosporaceae. The transcript has a single exon. The record is from RefSeq and is a predicted model, not a curated record.